Selaginella moellendorffii is the source of this 3202-nucleotide messenger RNA. RefSeq names its product actin-related protein 5. Gene Ontology annotation, cellular component: cytoplasm; Ino80 complex. NCBI's taxonomy places the organism in Eukaryota, Viridiplantae, Streptophyta, Lycopodiopsida, Selaginellales, Selaginellaceae. The coding region runs from base 775 to 2910 and encodes 711 amino acids. The transcript has 15 exons. The record is from RefSeq and is a predicted model, not a curated record. Gene Ontology annotation, biological process: regulation of DNA-templated transcription.
AAUCCAAUCGAUCAAAUUCUUCCUUUCCUCGAUCAAUCUCGCUCCCAUUCUAGAUCACUCCUGCCUUUCGCGAUCGAUCUAUCGAUCUAGUAGCAUUCGAUCUGUGGAAAUGGUGAAGACUCUCUCCGCAGAGCUCCCGCUCAAGGUCCCGGCCAGCCGGAUGUACGCCACGCUCAGAGACGUCCACAAUCUCCUGCCCAAGAUCGUCCCCGACUUCAUCAAGAGCUACGAGCUCGUAGAGGGCGAUGGCGGCGUUGGAACCAUCAGGAAGAUCACAUUCGGCCCUCUCGUGUCCAAGGAACCCACCGUGGCGACCGAGAAGGUGCUGGCUGUGGACGACGCAGCCAAAUCCGUGACCUAUUCGCUGAUCGAGGGCGAUCUCACCAAGCUCUACAGCCAAUUCGUGGCCACAACCAAGUACGUCGAUGGGGCGGACGAUGGCAGCUCCACCGCGAUCUGGAGCGUGGAAUACGAGCCGAUUGGCGAUAGCCCAGCUCCCGAGCAAGCCAAAGAAGCUGUUCUUGGAUCCAUGAAGGCCGUCGAGGGAUACCUCCUCGCAACCAACGCAUAUGCGAAUUAAAUAUUCGCUGCUUAGAUUCGCCUCGUUUUGGCUUAUCCAACGACAUGGUGAUAAAAUAUAUUUUAUCAUUCCCGAGUGCAAGCUGCCGGGUUCGAUUCCCAUGCUCCCCUCCUAAAAGGAUCCUAACAUUUUUUUAACGUAGUUAAAGGUAGGGUGAAGGAUAUUCUACCAAUAUUUAGGGUUCUUGUGAGCCGAUGAGUCGGCGAGAGAGCGCACCGCCCAGGGUUGCGCCGAUCGUCAUCGAUAAUGGAUCCUUCAGCUGCCGAGCGGGGUGGGCCGGCGAUGCGGAGCCGCGCAUUGAGUUCAAGAGCGUUCUCAAUCGUCCCAAGCAUCGGUCCUCUGGUGAGACUGUGAAUCUCAUCGGGGAUUAUGAUUCGGGGAUUGCGAAGGUUUAUGAUUUCACUCGAUCGGCUGCCCGCUCUGCAUUCGAUGGAAAUGUGGUGUUCCAGUUCGAGACUAUGGAAUGUAUACUAGACUACGCAUUUGAUAGAAUGGGAAUUCGGGGACCAGAGGUGGAACAUCCGGUCUUGUUAACCGAAUGUCCUUGCAAUCCGCUUCAGUCGCGGAGCAAAAUGGCUGAGCUUCUUUUUGAGACCUAUGGAGUUCCUUCCUUGGCAUUCGGUAUGGAUGGAGUCUUCAGCUAUUCACACAACAGAAAGAUUGGAAACUGCGACUCUGACGGUAUACUUGUUUGCUCGGGCUACACUACAACUCAUGUUAUACCGAUAUCCAACGGGGAGCCUGUUAUGGAAGCAUGCUGCAGAACCGCGGUUGGUGGGUUUCACGUCACCGAUUAUUUGAAGCGCCUCCUGUGCCUUGAAUAUCCGUAUCAUACAAAUCAUAUUGUAUGGGACAAAGUUGAGGCCCUGAAAAAAGAGCAUGGCUACAUUGCAGUCGACUAUGCUGAAGAGCUAAAACUAUUUCAGUUAGAAUCUCCCGAAGCAUUAGAGAAAACGAGAUGGUGGCAGCUGCCAUGGGUACCGCCACCUGAAAAAGAGCAGCCUACGGAGGAUCAACUGGCCAGAAAAGCAGCUUUAAGAGAAAAACAGGGCCAGCGGCUUCGAGAAAUGGCAGCAGCAAAACGAUCCUCAAAGCUUGCCGAUUUAGAAAACGAGGUGGAAUACUUGAAGAACCUUCUUCAAGAUCUGGACGGAUUGGAGAACGGGCAAGAGGACUCUUUGCUGGCGGAAGCAGGAUUUACGUCGAAGCAAGAAGUACAGAUUUCGUUAAACAAGGCAGUCUCGGCUUUACGGAAAGCUAAGGGUGAAAGCAUUGAGGCGGAGAAAGACAGUGACGACAUUCCAUUGUCAGAGAAGUACCCUCUGCUCGAAAUUGCAGAUAACCUUUUAUCCGAGGAGCAGUUGAAGGAAAAAAGAAAGCAAAGGUUUCUGAAAACAACAGCUGAGGGACGCAUUCGAGCAAAGCAAAGACGUCAAGAGGAGUGCCUGCAGAGAGAGCGCGAGCAACAGAUGGAAGAAGAGCGUCGCUUGGAAAACCCGGAGAAGUAUCUGGAGGAGCUGAAGGCCAGGCAUUGCGAAGUUUCAGCCAGGGUAGACCAACGAAAACGGCAGAAGGUUGGCACAAACAACGGCCAUGGUACUACAACUGCAGCUACUGGCGGUCGAAGUGAAAGGCUGACCGCCGUGCAGAGAGAACGAAUGAAACUCUUAACGCAAGCAGCCUUUGAUCGGGGAAAGGACGAAGAUACGUUUGGCAUGAAUGACGAGGAUUGGCAAAUGUACAAGCAAAUGGACAGAGACUACGACGAAGAAGAAGAUAUAGACGAAGACGAAGCGGAACUCAGUCGGCUAGCCUCGAGACUCAAGGAACUUGAUCCUUCAUAUAUUUCAGUGCCGCCACCAGGGUCGCAAGAAAUAGUGCCAGAGUUUGUAAUACAACGGCCUCUUACCGAGAAGGACUACCGAAUAGGACUUGGUGUGGAACGAUUCAGAUGCGCGGAGAUAGUCUUCCAGCCGUCGAUGGUCGGUGUAGAUCAAGCAGGAGUGGGAGAAAUGACAUCCAUCGCCAUGAGGAGGCUGCCAGAGGAACUCGUCAGCCGAGUCAUGGACGGGACAAUUCUACUCACAGGUGGAAACUGCGAGUUCGAUGGAUUCGACAAGAGGAUGUUCUCGGAAGCUCGAAGGGAUCGACCGCUGGGCUCGGUUAUCAGAGUGGUGCGAGCAGCAGACCCGUCGCUAGACGCUUGGCAUGGCGCGUCCGCGUACGCGAGCUCCAGCUUAUUCUCAAAGUUUGCGUUCACGAGGAGUGACUAUGAAGAGAAAGGACAAGACUGGCUUCGCAGAUACAAGCUGGAGUACUGCCUCCACUGAUGGGGUGACAUGCUCAAUCCGGACAAAUGUUCUCUGCGAAACUGGCGUGGGCUUGUAGACAAGAAAACAAAGAGUUUUCCUCGGUAUCAGAUCAGACUAAGGCGCGACUGACUGACUGGAGAAGACUCUUUUCUAUACUCCUUUCCUAUAGCGAUGAUGCUCAUAGCUCAUGGCAGGGAUUUCCAAAGAGAUAUGGACGCAUUGGGCAAAGGUACAUGAAAGGAAUUUUCUAUUAAGACUCGCUUUCGUUGUUCUUGGAGUUGUUUAAAAUCUUUCAAGGAUCGUUUGUUCA